CAAGUCCUACAUGCUCAAGGAGGUUCUGCCUGCUGUGGCCAACACCUACUACAGCAGCGGCGGCAGUGGCCGGCAGCACGCUGGCACGGUGCUUUCAGAGCCCAACUUCCUGCACGUGAACUGCUUGGGCUGUGAUCGCAGCAGAGGUGUCAGUGGCUUCCUUAAGGAAUUCCUCGCUGUACUCAAGCGGAGCGCCGCCAAACAGCAGCUCUCUGCUGCCGCCAGCACGCCUGCACCCCGCGGCAACUCGGCUGUCACCGCAGCGGGCGCCAUUCAGGACUUCAUGGAGCGCCUGCCACGGGACCGCCUGAACUUCCUGCUGAUUGACGAGGCGCAGAGUUUUUACCUGCUUGAGCGGGCUAUGCCCGGCAAAAAGUCGCCCGGCAAAAGUCCGCGGCGAAAAGUCGCUGUCCGCGGCUCAACACUGGACGAGGAUGCAGUGCGGCACAUGCGGCGCAUCUUCAAGGAACUCCUGCUGGACAGCCCCCACUGGGUCGCCUGGGCCGUCACGGGCAGUUCCAUGGCGACGCUAUGGGCCAACGUUGCAGUCACCCCGGAGUAUCUGCACUGCAUUCAACAUCAGGAAAGCAUCGUGGCUCUGCUGGGUUAA
Volvox carteri f. nagariensis is the source of this 610-nucleotide messenger RNA. RefSeq lists its product as uncharacterized. The coding region runs from base 11 to 610 and encodes 199 amino acids. The transcript is spliced from 4 exons. The record is from RefSeq and is a predicted model, not a curated record. Lineage: Eukaryota; Viridiplantae; Chlorophyta; Chlorophyceae; Chlamydomonadales; Volvocaceae.